CGCAGGAGAAAACCGAAAAGUUUUUUUUUUUUUUUCGUUCGAGAUCGAGAGAGAGAUCGAUCGAUCGAUCGAGAGAGAGAGAUGGGGGAGGCAAAGGCAACGAAGCGGAGACGCGAAUUCCCCGCAUUCCCCUUCGAUCCUUACCCGAUCCAAUCCGAGUUCAUGGCGUUCCUCUACGACUCCCUCGACAAUGGCGGCGUCGCCAUGCUCGAGAGCCCCACUGGAACGGGCAAAACCCUAAGCAUCAUCUGCAGCGCGAUGCAGUGGGUCGUGGAUCGCCGGAGAAAACUCGAUCGCGUUGCGAGUCCCGGAGGUGCGACGAAAUGUAAGAGCGGAGAGGACGAUGAGCCCGACUGGAUGAGGGAUUUUACUGCGCCUGUCGCGGCGAAGAAGGAUUCGGGGAGUAGAAAGUUAGGGUUCAGAUCGGGAGAUUUCCAGAAGAAGAAGGCCUCUGCUGUGAGACCCAAGAUUGUGGGGAAGAGGAGCGAGGAGUGUGUACGAGAUGAUGAUGGUGACGAAGAGGAGUUUUUAGUGGAGGAUUAUGAGAGUGAUGAGCGUGAGAAUGAGAGAUUAAAGAGGAAGGUUAAGAGGAAUUUAGGUUGCGGCAGUAGUGAUGAGGAAGAGGAAGUGGAAGAGGAAGAAGAAGAGGAGGAGGUUACGCCGAAGGUUUAUUUCACUAGUCGGACCCAUUCUCAGCUGUCGCAGUUUGUGAAGGAGUUCAAAAGGUCAGCUUUUGCUUCCGAGCUCAACUUGGUGUGUUUGGGCUCGAGGAAGAAUCUGUGCAUUAAUCCUGAGGUUCUGAAGCUGGGGAGCUCGAAUCGGAUUAAUGAUCGUUGCUUGGAGUUGCAAAAGAACAAAAAGGAUGCCAAAGUUAAGGUUCAGAGCGACAAUGGGAAGAUACACCAUAGAAAGACCUCUUCUGGUUGUCCGAUGCUGAGAAAGAAAAAUUUGCGUAAGCUAUUCAGGGAUGAAGUACUGACAGAUGGUGCUUUGGACAUUGAGGAGUUGUCACAGCUAGGAAGCAAGAUUGGCACCUGUCCAUAUUAUGGUGUUCGUGACAUGGUUCGAGCUGCCGACCUAGUGGUCCUUCCCUAUCAAGCUCUGCUAUUGAAAUCGGCUCGCGAGUCACUUGGUCUUAAUUUGAAGAACAAUAUAGUAAUUAUCGAUGAGGCUCACAACCUGGCAGACUCGCUCACUAAUAUGUACAACUCAAAGAUCUCCCAUUCUCAGUUGAAGCGAGUAUUGUUCCACCUUGAGGCAUACUUUGAUAGAUUUCGUAACUGUUUGGGAGCAGGAAAUCGUAGAUACAUCCAGACCUUAAUAAUUUUAACACAAUCUUUCCUCCGACUGUUGCAAGGUUGUCAAAACAGUGGAUGUAUUACAAGUUCUUGUCAAGAUAAUCAGGAAUCUGGAGGACAAAAGUGUAGCGACAAGUCAAUGUCCAUAAAUGAAUUUUUGUUUUCUCUUGAUAUCGACAAUAUAAACUUUGUUAAAAUUUGUCAAUAUGUUAAGGAAAGCAAUAUCAUACACAAGGUUAGUGGUUAUGGAAAUAAACUAUUAAGCUUGCAAAGUGGUCCUAUCCAUAUCGAUCGUCAGCAGCUUCGUGGAGAAGAAAGUAUUGUAACAGACUUUCAGGCGUUAGUUGAUAUUUUACUCUCUCUGAUAAAUAGCAACAGCGAAGGAAGAAUGAUUGUGUCAAGGCAAAAAUGCUCUGGGCAAUCCGAAGAAGGGUACCUUAAAUUUGUGAUGCUUUGUGGGGAAAAAAUCUUUUCUGAGAUUUUGGUUGAUGCAUAUGCAGUGAUUCUGGCAGGGGGAACUCUUCAGCCUAUUGAAGAAACACGGUUACGGUUAUUCCCUGGAGUACUAACUGAUCAAAUACAGUUCUUUACAUGCAACCAUAUUGUACCUCCUGAAAGUAUUCUUCCUAUAGCUGUUUCCCGCGGACCCUCUGGCAUGGUUUUUGAUUUCAGUUACAACUCAAGGAGCUCCCCAAGCAUGAUUGAAGAGCUUGGACGUUUUAUUUGCAACAUCGUGGCAAUCAUUCCUGAAGGAAUUGUCAUAUUUUUCUCUUCAUACGACUAUGAAGGGCAGGUCUACAAUGCGUGGAAUGCUUCAGGAAUCCUUUCCAAAAUUCAAAAGAAGAAGCAGGUGUUCAGAGAGCCAAGAAAUGGCAGCGAAAUCGAUUCUGUUCUCAAGCAAUAUAAAGAAGCAAUCAAUUCUACUGAAAUUUUGAGGGACUUGGGAAAUAAUGGUGCAGUUCUUCUUGCUGUGGUGGGUGGAAAGAUCUCUGAAGGCAUAAAUUUCAGUGACGGGAUGGGCCGCUGUGUUGUAAUGGUCGGGCUGCCGUAUCCGAGUCCAAGUGAUGUGGAAUUGAUGGAAAGAGUGAAGCACAUAGAGAAAUUGGGUGAGCUGACUUUAAAUGGAUCGAGAAAAUCUUCGAGCAGUAAGGUGGAUGAUAAUUGUGAAGUCCAGUCCGGCUUUGAUAUCUUAAGACAAUGCACGCAAAGAGGACGAGAGUACUAUGAGAACUUGUGCAUGAAAGCUGUGAACCAAUCAAUUGGAAGAGCAAUUAGGCACAUGAAUGACUAUGCCGCCAUGUUAUUGGUCGACUCACGUUAUGCCUGCGAUCCAUCGAAAAGAAGUUUCUCCUGUCCAACCGAGAAGCUACCUCAGUGGAUAAAAGACCGACUUAUCCGUGCUACUGGGAGCUAUGGUGAAGUUCAUAAAUUAUUGCAUCAGUUCUUUAGAUUCAAUAAGCAGAGGCGUGGAAAGUGAUAUACUCUUUCCAAAGUUCAUGCAGGUUCAAAUACUUAACUACUUGCUUUAUCAAUUGGUUUAGAUGAUUAAAUAGUUAAUACAAUUCUUUGUUAGGAAAAUACUGUUUAUGGUAUAGAAUCGCAUGUUUAUGAUUGGAUCUGUUAGAGAUUUUAACGGGCCGAGCUUUUAGCCAUCUGAUGGCCCAACCUGGAUAAACAUGGCCCAAUUUUGCUGGGCUAGAAAUUUCGACGUAGGCCCACCGACAACUGUAAAUUUGCAAAGAACCUGCUAGGAGGCUAUGUAUUUUUGUUAAGAAUCAUUACAUGCUAUUGUUUUUCCCCUCAAUAGAUAUUGACAGAAAUUCUGUUUGUUGACUGAACUAUAAGAAUAAAAAUGUCUAU
Molecule: messenger RNA, 3158 nt
Organism: Ananas comosus (pineapple)
Lineage: Eukaryota; Viridiplantae; Streptophyta; Magnoliopsida; Poales; Bromeliaceae
Product: ATP-dependent DNA helicase DDX11
Exons: 9
Coding region: 82-2775 (897 amino acids)
Biological process (GO): nucleobase-containing compound metabolic process; establishment of sister chromatid cohesion
Cellular component (GO): nucleus
Molecular function (GO): DNA helicase activity; ATP binding; hydrolase activity, acting on acid anhydrides, in phosphorus-containing anhydrides
Source: RefSeq, a predicted model, not a curated record